AUGAGAUGCAAAUUAUAUGGAAUAUACUUUUUUUUCAAAUCGAAAUUUCAAGUUAAAGACAUACAUAAAAUCGUUGAUAUCUAAUUCGAGGAAAUAGAUUCUACUUAAACUCAUGCUAAAUUAGAAUAUGAGAACAAAUAUAAGGGUUAGAUAACUUUUCUAAGAGCUGUUCAUCAGAUUGCAGGCAAAGGUUAAUAUGAUAGAAAAUGGGAAUGUCAAUCAAAAAGGAACAUUUUAACUACCAUAAUCUUUCCUUAUUUUACUAAUAUAUAGUAUUAAAAGAAUGUUACUCUUGUUAUUGGAUAUACAAUUGUAUAAAUCUACAAAGAACUCUACAAUGUGGAUGCAGAAUUAAAAUGGGUCAAUGACAUAUUAUUAAACUCAAAAAAAUCAGGUGGAAUUCUCACAGAAUCAGAAUAAAUUGGAGAUCAACUAGUUUUAUAUAUAGGGAUUGGACUUAAUAUUGAUUGGUGUAUCGAAGAUGCAACAUGUCUUGAGUAGAUACUAGGCAAGAAAAUAGAUUAAGAAGAAUUAUUUUUGAAGGUAAAAGAAAGGGUUAUUCAAACUUUAUAUACAUUAAAUGAAUAAGGUUUUGAAAUAUUUAGAAUUGGAAUCAAUUAAGUUUUAUACAGGAAAGGUUAAUUUUGUGAAUUUGUUAAUUCUAAAACUUUACAAAUAAUAUAAACUGGAAUAGUGGAAGAGUUAAACAAAGAUGGAGACUUAGUUAUUAGAGGUCAAGAUGGAAUAAUUAGAAUUAUAGAACCAAAUUUGAGAAUGAAAUUAUGA
Paramecium sonneborni is the source of this 786-nucleotide messenger RNA. Lineage: Eukaryota; Ciliophora; Oligohymenophorea; Peniculida; Parameciidae. The record is from the annotation of a GenBank genome assembly.